Molecule: messenger RNA, 4571 nt
Organism: Echinops telfairi (small Madagascar hedgehog)
Lineage: Eukaryota; Metazoa; Chordata; Mammalia; Afrosoricida; Tenrecidae
Gene: ZFYVE9
Product: zinc finger FYVE-type containing 9
Exons: 19
Coding region: 203-4468 (1421 amino acids)
Biological process (GO): endosomal transport
Cellular component (GO): early endosome membrane
Molecular function (GO): metal ion binding
Source: RefSeq, a predicted model, not a curated record
UGGUCAAUUACCUUGGCAUGUUAUCGCCCAGAACCUCAUUGACAUUAUCUACAAAAUGAGGAUCUAACAGAGCAUAGUGAAUCAGCAGGACAGGCUGGUGGUGCAGCAAGCAUCAUGAGUAAGCUCACAGAAGUCUGUUCUUUAUCACAUGUGUAAGGGGGAAAAGGUUUAGACAAGUCUCUCGAGUGGUGUUUCGUCACCGAUGGAGAAUUACUUUCAAGCAGAAGCUUACAACCUGGACAGGGUGUUAGAUGAAUUUGAACAAAACGAAGAUGAAACAGUUCCUCCUACUUCAUUGGAUACAAAAUGGAAUAAGAUCCUAGAUCCUCCUCCUCACCAACUUUCAUUUAACUCUACAUUGGCCAAUGUGAAUGAACCUGCAGUCUCUAAUGAGUCACAGCCACAAGUGAAAGUCUCCCCCCUGGCUCAUUCAGCUCCUCUGACCAUCGAGGGAAAGGACCAUUGUGCUAAUGGACAGGACAGUAGUCUAAAUCCAGAGAUUGCCACCAUGUGGAUUGAUGAGAGUGCUGGUGCAGACGAUACACUAAUUAAGAAAAAUUGUAAUCGAGAUGAUCAAUGCAGUGCUGUAGAAGGGGGAGAAAAGAGAUGUGGAAGCCUAGCUUGUCUGCCAGAGGAGAAGAAUGUCCUUGUUGUAGCCGUCAUGCAUAACUGUGACAAAAGGACAUUACAAAGCAAUUUUCAGGAUUGUAAAAAUUAUAAUCAUCAGCCCCUCAUGGAUGCUUUUAGCUGUUCACUGGAUAACGAAAGCAGACAAACUAAUCAAUUUAGUUUUAGUAUAAAUGGGUCUGCUGAAAAAGAUAUAAACUCAGAGAAACAAAUGGAUCCAUUGACUAGACCAAAUGCAGAGGGAAAUUCUGUUAACCAUUUAUGUACUACUUCAUCUGAUAGUCUAGCCAGUGUCUGUUCUCCACAAUUAAAUAAUGAUGAAAAUAUAGCUGAAGAACCCUCCAUGUCAUUAAGUUUAGCAAUUGAUAGAGUGAUCUCAUCACAAGGAACAAAUGAAAGCCCUGCUGUUAAAACCCAGGAGAAUUCUACCCCAGAUGAACUUCUGACUGGCAAAACCAGCUCCACUCGGACAGAUAUAGGUAGUCCAAACUCCUUUUCCCACUUGAAUGAGGGGCUUGUGAUGAACAAAGAAUCACAAGAGGAGAGAACAACAGAAGAAUCCCUCCAGCCUAGUCUACCUUUGCUUCUCAAUCCAGACAUGACCAAUGGGUCUGAGAGGGAUGAGACCUGUGAGCAGUUUCCAGAUUGCCUGGUGCCCAGGGAAAUCAGGGCUGAUGAAAAUAAAGGCUGUGAACAUGAAGAAGUUCUUGACACUACAGAAUUUCUUAAUAUGGCAGAGCAUUUCUCUGAAUCUCAGGAGCUGACUAAUUGGAAAUUGACUAAACUAAAUGAGAUGAGUAGCAGCCAACUAAAAGAAGAAAGUGAAAAUUUUCUGCCAGCAAGUCAGCCUGAGGACACUUGUGAUAAUGGAGGAGAGCAUGAGGGAAUAGCAGAAGCUGGCCUAGAUUUAAAAGGACCUUGCCUGAAUGAAAGUGAAGGAUGUGAUUUCUCCACUGUUACAGAUACACCAGCAGCAAAUUCUUUACUUAAUGGCUGUGAUUCCUGUGGAAUGCAGAGCCCAGUUGUUGCUUUUGUUCCAAAGACUUUACCCUCCAAAGAAGAUUCAGUAACAGAAGAAAAGGAAAUAGAGGAGAGCAAGUUGGAAUGCUACUCUAAUAUUUAUGAACAGAGAGGAAAUGAGGCCAUAGAAGGAGGUGGACUACUUUUAAACAGCACUGGUGACCUAACGAAAAAAAAUUAUUUGCACAAUUUCUGUAGUCAAGGUCCAUCGGUGCUUGGGCAGUCUUCCCCCAAGAUAGCAGCGAACCUGCAAUCUAUCAGUGUUCCUUUUGGUGGUGCAAGACCCAAGCAACCUUCUAAUCUUAAGCUUCAGAUUCCAAAGCCAUUAUCUGACCAUUUGCAAAAUGACUUGCCUACAAACAAUGGAAAUAAUAUUAAAAACAAAAAUGAUAUUCUUGGGAAAGCAAAAUUUGGGGAAAACUCAUCAACCAAUGUAUGCAGCUCCUCUUUGGGAAACAUCUCUAUCACUGAUGCGAAUGGGGAACAUAUAGAAAGUUAUGACACUGGGAUCGCCAGUAGACCGUGCCUUGCAUUAGCUCCAGAGAGCCCAGAUAAUGAUCUCAGAGCUAGCCAGUUUGGAAUCUCUGCCAGAAAGCCAUUUACCACUCUGGGUGAAGUGGCUCCAGUAUGGGUACCAGAUUCUCAGGCUCCCAAUUGCAUGAAAUGUGAAGCCAGGUUUACAUUCACCAAAAGGAGGCAUCAUUGCAGAGCGUGUGGGAAGGUCUUCUGUGCUUCCUGCUGUAGCCUGAAAUGUAAGCUGUUAUACAUGGAUAGAAAAGAAGCUAGAGUUUGUGUCAUCUGCCAUUCAGUGCUAAUGAAUGCUCAAGCCUGGGAGAACAUGAUGAGUGCCUCAAGCCAGAGCCCUAACCCUAACAAUCCUGCUGAAUACUGUUCUACUAUCCCUCCCUUGCAGCAAGCUCAGGCCUCAGGAGCUCUGAGCUCGCCACCUCCCACUGUGAUGGUACCUGUGGGAGUUUUAAAGCACCCUGGAGCAGAAGUGGCUCAGCCCAGAGAGCAGAGGCGAGUUUGGUUUGCUGAUGGGAUCUUGCCCAAUGGAGAAGUUGCUGAUGCUGCCAAAUUAACAAUGAAUGGAACUUCCUCUGCAGGAACCCUAGCUGUGUCCCAUGACCCAGUCAAGACAAUAACUACUAGUCCUCUACCAGCAGAGACGGAUAUUUCUCUAUUUUCUGGGAGUAUAACUCAGGUUGGAAGCCCUGUUGGAAGUGCAAUGAACCUGAUACCUGAGGAUGGCCUUCCACCCAUUCUCAUUUCCACUGGUGUAAAAGGAGAUUAUGCUGUGGAAGAGAGACCAUCACAGAUUUCAGUAAUGCAGCAAUUGGAGGAUGGUGGUCCGGACCCACUUGUAUUUGUUUUAAAUGCAAAUUUAUUGUCCAUGGUCAAAAUUGUAAAUUAUGUGAACAGGAAAUGCUGGUGUUUCACUACCAAGGGAAUGCAUGCGGUGGGUCAGUCUGAGAUAGUCAUUCUCCUCCAAUGUCUACCAGAUGAGAAGUGCUUGCCAAAGGACAUCUUUAAUCAUUUUGUGCAGCUUUAUCGGGAUGCCCUGGCAGGAAAUGUUGUAAGCAACCUGGGACAUUCCUUCUUCAGUCAAAGUUUUCUUGGCAGUAAAGAACAUGGUGGAUUCUUAUAUGUGACAUCUACCUACCAGUCACUUCAAGACCUAGUACUCCCAACUCCACCUUACUUGUUUGGGAUUCUCAUCCAGAAAUGGGAAACUCCUUGGGCUAAAGUAUUUCCCAUCAGACUAAUGUUGAGACUUGGAGCUGAAUAUCGACUUUAUCCAUGCCCACUGUUCAGUGUCAGAUUUCGGAAGCCUUUAUUUGGAGAGACGGGGCAUACCAUCAUGAAUCUCCUUGCAGAUUUCAGGAAUUACCAAUACACGUUACCAGUAGUUCAAGGUCUGGUGGUUGAUAUGGAAGUUCGGAAAACCAGCAUCAAAAUUCCCAGCAACAGGUACAAUGAGAUGAUGAAAGCCAUGAACAAGUCUAAUGAACAUGUCCUGGCAGGAGGUGCCUGCUUCAAUGAGAAGGCAGACUCCCAUCUUGUCUGUGUACAGAACGAUGAUGGAAACUAUCAGACCCAGGCCAUCAGUAUUCACAAUCAGCCCAGAAAGGUGACCGGUGCCAGUUUCUUUGUGUUCAGCGGUUCCCUGAAAUCCUCUUCAGGAUACCUUGCCAAGUCCAGUAUUGUGGAAGAUGGCGUCAUGGUCCAGAUCACCGCCGAGCACAUGGACUCCUUGAGGCAGGCGCUGCGAGAGAUGAAGGAUUUCACCAUCACCUGUGGGAAGGCGGAUGCUGAGGACCCCCAGGAGCACAUCCACAUCCAGUGGGUGGAGGACGACAAGAACGUCAACAAGGGUGUCAUAAGUCCCAUAGAUGGGAAGUCCAUGGAGUCCGUCACCAGUGUGAAGAUAUUCCACGGGUCCGAGUAUAAAGCCAAUGGGAAAGUCAUCAGAUGGACAGAGGUAUUUUUCCUCGAAAAUGAUGACCAGCACAAUUGCCUAAGUGACCCUGCAGAUCAUAGCAGAUUGACUGAGCAUGUUGCUAAGGCUUUUUGCCUUGCCCUCUGCCCCCACCUGAAGCUUCUCAAGGAAGAUGGAAUGACUAAGCUGGGACUUCGUGUGACCCUUGACUCAGAUCAGGUUGGCUACCAAGCAGGGAGCAAUGGACAGCCGCUGCCCUCGCAGUACAUGAAUGACCUCGACAGCGCCCUGGUGCCGGUGAUCCACGGUGGGGCCUGCCAGCUCAGCGAGGGCCCCGUCGUCAUGGAGCUCGUCUUUUACCUGCUGGAGAACAUCGCAUAGGCAGGCGUCACUGUCUUCUCUGCAGACAUGUUGCAACAGCAAGUCAUACCCAAAUCAUUGCACUUUAAAACUGGAUGAUUAAGCUUUUGUUAACACUAUUAUU